AUGGACGUGGACGUGGUCGUGGACGUCGACGUGGACGUGGACGUAGACAUGGACGUGGACAUGGACGUGGACGUGGACGUGGACGUGGUCGUGGACAUGGACGUGGACGUGGACGUGGACGUGGACGUGGACAUGGACGUGGACGUGGACGUGGACUUGGACGUGGACACGUGGACGUGGACGUGGACGUGGACGUGGACGUGGACGUGGAACGUGGACGUGGACGUGGACAUGGACGUGGACGUGGACGUGGACGUGGACGUGGACGUGGACGUGGACGUGGACGUGGACGUGGACAUGGACGUGGACAUGGACGUGGACGUGGACGUGGACGUGGACAUGGACGUGGACAUGGACGUGGACGUGGACAUGGACGUGGAGGUGGACGUGCACGUGGAGGUGGACCUGGUCGUGGACGUGGACCUGGACGUGGACGUGGACGUGGACAUGGACGUGGACGUGGACAUGGUCGUGGACGUGGACAUGGUCGUGGACCUGGACAUGGUCGUGGACGUGGACAUGGACGUGGACGUGGUCGUGGACGUGGACGUGGUCGUGGACGUGGACGUGGACGUGGACGUGGACGUGGACGUGGACGUGGACGUGGACGUGGUCGUGGACAUGGACGUGGACGUGGACGUGGACGUGGUCGUGGACGUGGUCGUGGACGUGGACGUGGACAUGGACGUGGUCGUGGACGUGGACGUGGACGUGGACGUGGAGGUGGACGUGGUCGUGGACGUGGACGUGGUGGACGUGGACGUAGACGUGGACGUGGACGUGGACGUGGUGGACGUGGACGUGGACAUGGACGUGGACGUGGACGUGGACGUGGACGUGGACAUGGAUGUGGACGUGGACGUGGACAUGGUCGUGGACGUGGACGUGGACGUGGACGUGGACAUGGACGUGGACAUGGACGUGGACGUGGACAUGGACGUGGACAUGGACGUGGACGUGACAUGGACGUGGACAUGGACGUGGACGUGGACAUGGACGUGGACAUGGACGUGGACGUGGACAUGGUCGUGGACGUGGACGUGGACGUGGACGUGGACAUGGUCGUGGGUUUAG
Molecule: messenger RNA, 1074 nt
Organism: Closterium sp. NIES-65
Lineage: Eukaryota; Viridiplantae; Streptophyta; Zygnematophyceae; Desmidiales; Closteriaceae
Source: the annotation of a GenBank genome assembly